This is a messenger RNA of Colletotrichum godetiae, 492 nucleotides long. RefSeq lists its product as uncharacterized. The record is from RefSeq and is a predicted model, not a curated record. NCBI's taxonomy places the organism in Eukaryota, Fungi, Ascomycota, Sordariomycetes, Glomerellales, Glomerellaceae. The transcript has 2 exons. Bases 142 to 405 code for a protein of 87 amino acids.
GUGCAUAGUCCGCUUUGUGGCACCUUUCCAGGGCGCAGAAAUCCCUUCAAGAGCAUCACUUCGUCGAUCCCAGGCGGAAUUGACUUGCGUUGCAAUACUAGGCGGGCCCAACCAUUCACAAUUUCCAGUUUACGCGUUCUCAUGAAAAGGAUUCCCGAGAGCAGGAGAGCUUGUCUCUUUUCCUUCUGUUGCAUGUCCGCGCAAUGCUGCUUAGUCGGUGAUCUUCCGAUAAACAGCGAGCGGCUGUACUGUCGUGCACUUUUCGAUAUGAUGGCCGCAAGACUGCUUCACGAAACGAGCCUGACGAUGAUGAUGCCUCAGCCAUCUCCGAGCGCUAUACGGCCUGUAUGCUUUUGGACAUGGAGUUGCUCACCAGCUCGCCUUGGUGUAUCCUGGCUUAGCUGAACCUAACACUUCGCAUCACGAAGAUGAGGGAGAAUGCUACUCUAAUGAAUUACCGCCAGAACAAGAUCGCCAUAGGCCGAAAAAGCA